Messenger RNA from Epinephelus fuscoguttatus (brown-marbled grouper), 3677 nucleotides. RefSeq names its product lipid droplet associated hydrolase (gene ldah). Gene Ontology annotation, molecular function: lipase activity. Bases 138 to 1094 code for a protein of 318 amino acids. The record is from RefSeq and is a predicted model, not a curated record. The transcript has 7 exons. Lineage: Eukaryota; Metazoa; Chordata; Actinopteri; Perciformes; Serranidae. Gene Ontology annotation, cellular component: lipid droplet. Gene Ontology annotation, biological process: lipid storage.
GAAGAAGAAGAAGAAGAAGAAGAAGAAGAAGAAGAAGAAGUAGUAGUAGUAGUAGUAGUAGUAGUAGUAGUUUCCUAUAUUACUUGACACACGCUUCGAAGCAUCGGCACACCACGUAACAUCACUAAGCUAAUGACAUGGACAACAUGAGGACAGACAGGAUGGAUGAACCACAGACAGACUUUAUCUACUGUUGUGGAGCCAUCACAGAAGUUCUUAAAUUUGGCUCCUGUUGGUUACACACUGAAAACAAGGUGCUUUUUCUCAUCAUUCCAGGUAACCCAGGUGUGGUGGGCUUCUACAGAACCUUCAUGCAAACACUCCACAGUAUGUUUGGAUACCGCCACCCAGUGUGGGCUGUGAGCCAUGCUGGUCACUGUGCACCACCAGACUCCAUGGACAUGGUAGAAGAUGCCUCCUCAGCAGUAGAGGGUGACGUGUUUGGUCUGAAUGGGCAGAUUGAACACAAGCUGGCUUUCCUCAGGAAACAUGUUCCCAGAGAGACCAGCUUGGUCCUGGUGGGACACUCCAUUGGCUGCUACAUUAUUCUUGACAUGAUGAAGAGAAAUCCUGAACUCAAGAUUAUAAAGGCCAUCAUGCUGUUUCCCACCAUCGAGCGCAUGGCUCAGACUCCUCAGGGGAAGGUCAUGACCCCUGUGUUGUGUCACUUGCGUUAUGUGGCCUACCUGCCUCUCUUCCUGCUCUCUCUGCUGCCUGAAGGACUCAAAGCCUGCUUAACCAAACUGGUGUUGCGUGUCAUUCACUCUAUGGACCACACUGUAGUCCAGCCUACUGUAGGUCUGCUGAGUGGAGACUGUGCAGCUAAUGCUAUGUAUAUGGGGGGUCAGGAAAUGAAGAAAGUUCUGGAAAGAGACAACGUGACCAUUGAGAAAAAUCUUGAAAAGCUCAUAUUUUAUUAUGGAGCUACAGACCACUGGUGCCCUGUUCAAUAUUAUCAUGACAUCAAGCAGGACUUUCCACGAGGAGAUUUCAGACUGUGUGAUAAAGGAUUCCAUCAUGCCUUUGUCCUGGAUGCAGGAAGAGAAGUAGCCAAAAUGGUGUUUGAAUGGAUCAAAGGAGAUUUGAGGACAUGAGCUUCUUCUCUUUCCAUCUACUCCUCUGACUGACAUGAACAGGGAUGACAACACUCAGACCAGGAGUGUUUGUUUCUUUAAUCUGCAGACAUGGAAUUGAAAGCUCAGUGCUGAAAAAUAGCAGUUAUUAAUUGAAAUAUAUUUUUAUGGAUAUAAUGGCACUUUGUGGUCGAUAAUGUGGGGAUUCAUCUAAUAGGCAGAUUUAUAAUGUCCUGGGAAAUUUUUGUAGAGUUGUUUAACUAUACAUUUUUGGAAAGCUUUGGAGGCUGAUGAACCUCAGAACCAAUCUUUCUAUUUUUAAAGUCUCUGUGGCAGCCAUCUUGGACUUUCAAACUGGCAACCACCUAUCAAGUUUAGUUUUUAGCUGGAUCCCUCAGGAUAAAUCAAUUUAGCUUCAACUUAACUUAGCCAAUUAAUUGUAGUGACAUCAGAUUUUUAAUUUUGACUGUAUACAAUGAUCUAAUAAUUGCAUCUCAAAACUUUACAGCCACAAACAAAAAACCUCUGGUGUUCAGAGUAUGGAUGGCUUUCAUUGGUAUAUUGACAAUAAGAGGGUCUCGGUAGAGACCAGUAGUUUCCAGAACAGAAGUGCUUGCCAUUCAGUUGGCAAAAAAAAUGCAACUCUUGCAGAAAUCUUCAAAUGUGAAAAACAUUUUUUUUUUUACCAAAUCUGUGAUUUUUCUGUGGUGUUCUUCAAGGCCUUGGUGUUUUAUGUGGUAUUUUGGAGGGAUAUUAAACUAUUUUUAUCAAUUCAUGAAUGGUAAAAAAAAAAAAAAAAGAAAAGAAAGAAAAAUAGUUACAUUUUGUACCAAAUCUGUGUAACAAAUGGUAACAACCCGGGGAAAAAAAUCACUGCAACAAUGUAUAAGACAUAAUUGAACAUGUGAAUGGCCAUCAUAUAUACUUCCACCAUAAUGGUCUAAGCCCUUAUACACUUUAAAGUUUCAAAAUUUGAAUAGGUGCCUAACAAAAACAAAAUGUUUACAGAUUUAAGACUGAUUGAUUACAGAUUUAAGACUCAAACAACUUGAGACACUGUGCUUAGCAAGACGAUAUUUUUAUGCAGGCAUAUCCUGUAUUACAGACUACACACACUGUUGCCUCACAGCAAGAGGAUUCCUGGUUUGAAGCCAGGGUGGGGGAUUCGAACCCAGGGUGGGGGAGCCCUUCUGUGUGGAGUUUGCAUGUUCUCCCCGUGUCAGCAUGGGUUUUCUGCGGGUACUCUGGCUUCCUCCCACAAUCCAAAGACAUGCAGGUUAGGUUAAUUGGUGACUCUAAAUUGCCCGUAGGUAUGAUUUUUUUUUUUCAUUUUAGAUUUCCUCCCCGACAACCUUCAGCAGCCAUGACAUAAGUGUCACAUGGAACAUCCUUGCCUGCAUGUGCCAGACGGCAUCGAAGGCAUUGCUUAUGCAUUUAAAGGGAUAGUUCAGAUUUUUUUUAAAGUGGGGUUGUAUGGGGAACUUAUCCACAGUCAGUGUAUUACAUACAGUAGAUGACAGGUGGCACACCUCCAGUUUGGAGAAGCAGGCUGGAGUCCGACAUGGAAGCUCAGCAUUUAAUGCUGUGAGGGGAAGGCAGCAACAAAAUGGUUUUUUUUGUUGCUAAAAUAGGUUUUGUUGCUGACCCGUCCACAGCAACACAUUGCUAAGCUUCUGUGUUGGACUACUGCCUGCUUCUCCAAAGUGAAAGUGUAGUGACUGACAUCCCCUGUAUGUAAUACACUGUCUAUACAACCACACUUCAAAAAAAAUCUUAACUAUCCCCUUAAGUAAAUGUUAUACUUAAAACAAUUUGAAGUUAUACAGCAUUCUUUGGUAAUGUUCCAUUUUUUUUUGUUCCAGUUAGCAAUACAUGAAAUAAAAGGCCAUGUAAUUUGUUUAAGACCACUGCAUCAAUAUACAGUGGGCUUCAGGAAACACUGCAGGAUCUGUCUGGUUAAAAAGAUGAACCAGGCUCAAGUUUUUUACAGCCACACAUCACAUCAUCCAGGAAAGCACCAACUUGCCCAAGGUACAAGUGUACAUUCCUGAUAAGCGUUUGCGACUUGACUGUUUCAGUCUCUUGUCAUGCAAGAUUUAAUACUUUUUUUCUGUGAAAACUCUUCAGAGUUGUAAAAUCCUUCCCCAUAGUAUUAUAUGUGCUUAUACAGAGUUUUGACAUCUAAUAACUUUGAAAAUUGUUGAUAAUCAUGACUUAAAGCCAUAACUGUCAGACUUACACUGAUCAAUCCCAUCAACCCCCAUCAACCUCCCCUGCUGUCACUCCUCUGUGGUACAUGAUUAGAUACACCGACAUGUGAAGCAGCUGACAAUUACUGAUGCCUGUGCCAAUUCAAGAUAAUUUGAAGGUAAAGUUCAAAUAUACUGAGAACUGGCUCUUCUCUGCUCGAACAAAUACAUGCUCUCUGAAGAUCACUAAUCAACAUGUUAUACACUGUUUGUUUAAUCUGAGCUGAGUUUAAAUGCAGGACCUUUACUUGUUAAGGAGUAUUUUUACAGUGAUAUCAGCACUUUUAAUACGGGAUCUGAAUAUUUCCUCCACCACUGCAGGAGUUUAUUGCCACCUGGUGCCCAAAAGGUUUAA